This is a messenger RNA of Wasmannia auropunctata (little fire ant), 521 nucleotides long. Its product is annotated as odorant receptor 49a-like. Gene Ontology annotation, cellular component: plasma membrane. The coding region runs from base 80 to 487 and encodes 135 amino acids. The record is from RefSeq and is a predicted model, not a curated record. The transcript is spliced from 5 exons. Gene Ontology annotation, biological process: detection of chemical stimulus involved in sensory perception of smell; sensory perception of smell. Gene Ontology annotation, molecular function: odorant binding; olfactory receptor activity. Lineage: Eukaryota; Metazoa; Arthropoda; Insecta; Hymenoptera; Formicidae.
AAAUAAGAUUUUCAUCCGAACCGAGGGCAUAACAUGUGCCGUAGACAUUCAUCUUCAAGCUAUAAAAUUGUCCAAGCAUAUGAUGUCUACAAUCGAAACAAUGGUUUUUUUUUUCACGGGAUGUGUAAUAGCUUGUUUUAGCUUGAAUCUGUUUCAACUUUUCCAGACAGUAUCAUCCGAAAAUAAUAUCAUCCCAUUUGUAUUGCCAUUUAUAUAUGCGACUGUAAGCAUCACAUAUAUGUUUCUAGCCAACUAUAUUGGGCAGCUUAUAAUUGACCACAAUAAUGACAUAUUCGUUACUGCGUACAACGUCCAAUGGUAUAGAACUCCUUUACAUAUACAAAGAAUGAUAAUAUUCUUAUUACAAAGAAGAGCCAAGGAAUUUUCUUUAAAUAUCGGUGGAUUAUAUGAUGCAUCCAUGGAGUGUUUUGCUACGCUAGUAAAACUCUCCGUAUCUUAUUUCACUGUUAUAUAUUCUACACGAUGACAAAACACAUUAAUUUAUCAUAAUAAUAAAAAUA